CCAGCCUCUACCUACCAUCUUCCCCUUACAUUUAUUCCAAAUAUUUCAGCUACAUCGCCCAGACUGGAUGAUGUCCGCGUAGAAAUUUCUAACCGCUGCACAAUUGCCGCAUUUUCUUCCCACCUCCUGUUCAAUUCUUCCUGCUAGUUCACAAGGUUUCACUCUCAGUUACAUCUUAGCCAUGUCCACAAAGACCUUGGAAAGCCGCUUUGAGCAUCUCUCAGUCAAAGAUGGGAACGUAUCGACAAUCAACUGUAACAAUCAUGCAAAGAAUAAGGGCUCCGUAUCGACAGCCAUCUCCCUCUCUGGGCUUGGGUCCGCGGCACAAUUGAGCAAUGGCUCCAAUCGGUCGAACCUGCUCAAACUGGCUUUGCAGAACACGAAUGACAACAAAGUCAAUGCAAUGAAUGCCGGCACUUCCCCUAGUAAGGGCACACCACAGCAUCGUAACGUGGAUGAGAAUGGAGAGCAACGCCACCAAUCAUCGCUCUACGACCAAUCAUCACCGAAGAAGCUACACCUUGGAAUGUUUGAAAUAGGAAAGCCCCUAGGCAAGGGCAAAUUUGGCCGGGUUUAUCUAGCCAAGGAGCGUUCAUCCGGUUUUGUGUGCGCACUCAAGGUCCUGCAUAAGUCUGAAUUACAACAGGGUGGGGUACAAAAGCAAGUCCGAAGAGAGAUUGAAAUCCAGAGUAACUUACGCCAUCCAAAUGUUUUAAGACUCUAUGGUCACUUUCAGGACAGCAAGCGAAUUUUCCUGAUUCUGGAGUUCGCCGGCCGGGGAGAGCUUUAUAAGCAUCUCCGAAAAGAACAUCGAUUCCCUGAGUGGAAAGCAGCUCAGUAUAUUGCCCAAAUGGCUGCUGCGUUGAAAUACUUGCAUAAAAAACAUGUCAUGCACCGCGACAUAAAACCGGAGAAUAUUCUUGUUGGUAUUCAUGGUGAAAUCAAGAUUAGUGAUUUCGGCUGGAGCGUUCAUGCGCCCAACAACAGGAGGCAGACGAUGUGCGGAACACUCGAUUAUUUACCACCCGAGAUGCUGAAGCCAGGCUCGCAAGACAACUAUUACAAUGAAAAAGUCGAUCUAUGGAGCUUAGGUGUUUUAACUUAUGAGUUUUUAGUCGGAGAAGCUCCAUUCGAGGACACACCUGUAAUGACGCAAAGACGUAUUGCACGGGCAGACAUGACAGUUCCUUCUUUCGUGAGUCCCGAGGCGAGGGACUUGAUCAAAAGAUUGCUCGUGCUUGAUCCCGAGAAGCGUAUCUCACUUGAUGAAAUCCAAAGACACCCUUGGAUCCUAAAACACUGUCUUAAAGAUGACCGAGUUAUGAAAAGGAGUUCCGGUUCGUCAAAGGAAGUUAAAGCAUGAAGCGUUACCCAUGCAUAUGAAGGAGUGUUUGGAGUUCGAACAAGUUUCGGUUACUAUACAAAUACCUAUACAGGCAUUGAGUUAAGCUCUUUGCC
Molecule: messenger RNA, 1458 nt
Organism: Aspergillus alliaceus
Lineage: Eukaryota; Fungi; Ascomycota; Eurotiomycetes; Eurotiales; Aspergillaceae
Product: aurora family serine/threonine-protein kinase
Exons: 3
Coding region: 182-1363 (393 amino acids)
Biological process (GO): protein phosphorylation; mitotic spindle organization; regulation of cytokinesis
Cellular component (GO): spindle microtubule; chromosome passenger complex; spindle midzone
Molecular function (GO): protein kinase activity; ATP binding
Source: RefSeq, a predicted model, not a curated record